Messenger RNA from Brassica oleracea var. oleracea, 1393 nucleotides. RefSeq names its product mitochondrial carrier protein MTM1-like. Gene Ontology annotation, biological process: mitochondrial transmembrane transport. The record is from RefSeq and is a predicted model, not a curated record. NCBI's taxonomy places the organism in Eukaryota, Viridiplantae, Streptophyta, Magnoliopsida, Brassicales, Brassicaceae.
GCGGAAACUGAAAGACGUGAUUUUCCGAUCGUAGAUUCGACUAUUGUAACAGGAGAUGCGAGAGGAUUUGGAAGCGUAGGGCUGCAAGUAGUUUCCCGGCCUCAGUUGGAGAAGGGCUCGACGGUGGAAAAGCUAGGGUUGACGGAAAGAGUUUUCUCCGCCGCCGGAGCUGCGUUUUUGUCAGCCGUUAUUCUAAAUCCUCUGGACGUCGUCAAGACUCGAUUGCAAGCUCAAGCUGCUGGAGUUUCUUACUCCCACCCACUCAGUGACGCCAUUGGUCGCAUGGCGUUCUUUGGACCAAACAUGAUGUUUACAGAUUUGAGAUGUUCUCCUUCAUGUUCACGCGCUGGUGUUCAUGGUACCGUCUCUAUUUGCCCGCCUGAUUGUUUCCAGUACAAAGGAACUUUUGAUGUCUUCACCAAGAUCAUACGACAGGAGGGCAUGGCACGCCUGUGGAGAGGGACUAAUGCUGGUCUUGCUCUAGCUGUGCCCAUGGUUGGAAUUUAUCUCCCUUUCUACGAUUUGUUCCGCAACCGUUUGGAAGAGUUAUCUCGGGAGAAUGCGCCUGCGACGACAAUAUUUGUGCCUCUUGCGGCAGGGUCUUUGGCACGGUCCCUAGCUUGUACAGUCUGCUAUCCAGUUGAACUUGCUAGAACACGUAUGCAGGCAUUCAAAGAAGCUAAAGCUGGUUUAAAGCCUCAGGGUGUUGUUAAAACACUGGUUGGCGUAGUCUCUGAAGUCAGGACAGCAAAUAACCUUCAAAAUAGUUUGCACAAUUAUCGUGUUCUCUGGAGAGGCUUGGGUGCACAGCUUGCCCGUGAUGUUCCAUUCUCAGCAAUCUGCUGGGCAACUCUCGAGCCAAUGAGAAGGAGGCUUCUUGGGAUUGUGGGCAACGAUACAAACGCUCUUGGUAUUCUCGGUGCAAACUUCUCCGCUGGUUUUGUAGCUGGAAGUAUCGCUGCUGCUACUACUUGUCCUUUUGACGUUGCAAAGACAAGAAGACAGAUAGAGAAGGACCCUAGUAGGGCAAUGAGAAUGACUACACGACAGACAUUAAUAGAGGUUUGGAGGGAUGGAGGGAUGAGAGGACUGUUCACGGGAAUGGGACCAAGGGUGGCUCGUGCAGGACCAUCGGUUGGGAUAGUGGUUUCCUUCUACGAAGUGGUCAAGUAUGUUCUGCAUCGCCAAUACGCUUCAUCAUGACCCCAACACAGUCACUAGACAAUCUUACACGUGAUUGUGGAUACGGCUUUAGGUUAUAGCAACUUUUGUAACAACAUAAUAAGUUAAAACAGGCUCAGUCCUCCACCAAUGACCAACCCUUGUUUUCUCACAUUUUGAGCCGGAAUUUUGUUCAGCUAAAAUACUGGUUUAAUCCAGUUUUCUUGGUUCG